CCUUCCAAGCAUUAGCAGCCUUGGUAUCGAGAGCGGGCACAGCAGCAGGAUGACCGCAAUCAUGCGCCAGCAUGUGCUCGAAGACAUAUCGGCAUUGACUCCAAACAACAUCCCGAGUCAGAGCGAAAUUGUCUACAGUAUUGUCAAGUCCUGGACAAAGAGCAUACGACUGUUUACUGGGCUGACCCGCAUCCACAUCUCGCAGCCUGCUCGAGUGACGGCUAAUGUUGAGCUUGUACGCCGUAACGCAGCGACAAUCAAAGAGGUCUCCAUCUCAGCCAUCAAUUCUGUCUUUGUUGACGGAUUUCUGUAUCUGUCUUCCGACCAGGGUCAAGUAUAUCCGAAGCUGACGCAUCUGAGGAUAAACAUGCGCGAGCAGCCAUUGGUACGCAUCAAAAUUCUCCCUCUCAGAAAUAACCCGUUUCCAGCGCUUGAGUCUUUUUCCAGCUGUGGAUAUAGCAUUCCAGGGAUUGAGAGCCUGCUGAUGCAUAUCUCUCCGCGACUAGUCCAUCUUGAGCUCACGAUGGACCACCCCAUGUAUGGCGCUAUGGUGGACCUGGGCAUGGUAAACCAUGGAGUGUUUCCAAAGCUCGUCUCAGCCAAAUUGCACUGGGACUACUACCUGGGCUACAUGACUGCUGACGAAAGUACACGCCUGAUCAACUGCAUGUUCGCAUGGAGUCCAAUUCUAGGAUACUCCAAGAUCCGUCUGCCCAACUACACCUUGCCAGACAAUAGCCUUGGUCACCCACUAUCAGGCUCACUGGUGUCGCUAGAUAUUGAGACCACCUGGGUAGCCUUCUCGAGGAUGCAGCUGCUACAGCGCUGGUUCCCAAAGCUAGAGUCCGCCAGGUUUAUGCUCGACUGCAGGGAAUUUGCAAGCAGCCGAGGUAUGGCCAGCCUGAAAUGGACAGAUACCUGUGGCUCGUGUGUCCCCCGCUUCAGGGUUCAGAGUAAAAUCGAUCACUAUUCAUCCCGUGAAUCUCUGCCCCGAGUAUGUGCCCUUUCUGAAACUGAUGCUCAACAGGCGCUAUCCGUCUAUCAAACACAUAAAGCUCAUCCACAUCUCGCAAAGACCCUUUUUUAUAGGGUUCUAGCUUGCCGGCGAGUAUGGCGAAACUCAAUGGCAAAAGGAAAUUUCUAUCUGCUAAAGUGUGGGAAG
Messenger RNA from Linderina pennispora, 1162 nucleotides. RefSeq lists its product as uncharacterized. NCBI's taxonomy places the organism in Eukaryota, Fungi, Kickxellomycota, Kickxellomycetes, Kickxellales, Kickxellaceae. The record is from RefSeq and is a predicted model, not a curated record. The annotation marks the transcript as partial. The transcript has a single exon.